Molecule: messenger RNA, 4339 nt
Organism: Ochlerotatus camptorhynchus
Lineage: Eukaryota; Metazoa; Arthropoda; Insecta; Diptera; Culicidae
Product: WD repeat-containing protein 44
Exons: 9
Coding region: 133-3504 (1123 amino acids)
Molecular function (GO): protein binding
Source: RefSeq, a predicted model, not a curated record
CGUCUUUAUCACUCGUCUGGAGGAUAGUGCAGUAAAAGAUUUUCAAAGUUCUCGAUUAUUUUACUAUUAAAAUCAUGUAAAUUUGUGGUCAUUCAACAGUGGAAAAGCCGAAGAACGUAAAGCCGUACAAGGAUGGCAAGUGCUAGCGAGAGUUCCGAUGAAUUCUUCGAUGCCGAGGAAGAUCACACGACGUCCAACACUCCCAGUGGCAGUGGCAAGAAACGACCACCGAAAAUACAUACUGAGGCGGAGUUUCAGUAUCCGGACCCGGUGGUAAAGGAAGCUGAAAAGAUUAGUCCAGGUCAACUAUUAAACCAAAGAUCGCCAGCUGGUCAACAGUCGCAGCAGGUUAUUCCUCAACACCACAGUCGCGAAGAAUACAAGUUUGUUGAACCUACUAAAGUGUACGGUAGACAGCGAUUUCACGAACUGCGUCAGUGCAUGCAAAAUGACGAAGACGAGAAUCCUGGCAAUACACUAACACCUGAUUCGCAGAACAGUUCAGUGGAAGGUGUCUACACAUCGACUCGCACCACCCACCCAUUCAGAGUGAUCGAAGGCGAUGCACUGAGCAUACAGAGCAUGACUUCGUUAGGACGUGUCGGACGAAUCCUUGCCGGAAGUGCCAGUGUGGAUGCCAGUGGACUGAGUGUAGGCAAAGAUUCGAUAUAUCUUGCCUCGACAUCGUCCGCCCCGCAAUCAUUGAUAGCGGUUCCUUCAUCGUCAUCAAGAGACACACAACUUAGCGGUAGUUCAUCUAUUCCAUCGAGUAGUGGUGGUGGUGGUGGUGGUGGUGGUGUCGGUGCGGGUACAUCAAGUGCUGAGAACGUAAGCACAGGUAAAUAUGAUUCUAACGAAGAAGCACGACGCCAACGACAAGAAAACGCAUCUCCUAGUGGUAACGAUAAUGAGUACCGAAUUAAUAUGAAUGUUCCUCUGCAAGAACCGGAUGUAAUAGCUAGCACUAAACUUGCGCACUCCAAAACAACAGACAGUUUGAUAUGUUCCGGCCCAGUGGCGCCGCCACGACGGAAAAAGAAAACCCGAAAGUUGUCGAGCAGUUCCUCGGAACAAUUCAAUAUGAACGAAGGUCUGAAGCUUCCACCGGCAGACAGUUCUUCCACGGAGUUAACGGUUAAGCUGCCAUCGGUUCACACUGACCGUAGUUCGGAAUCUUCUUCAGCUGGAGCAGUCGGUGAGUGCCAGGCUCUUCCUAGUCCGGCGACGUUAGAAUCAAUUACAAGGGAAAUUGAAAGUUCUUUUAAAGGACCAACGGUGGCCGUUGCUAAUGGUAGUCCUGCGAUAAGUGCCACUGGAGAACCCAGCGGGGAACCACGCAAACUGUUGACCGGAUCUAUGGGGCGAAUAUCGCACUCAUUAGGGAACAGUUCAAUGUCAGUUAACUCAAAGCCUAGUCCAUCGAAUAGUGUGAAAAGCAAUUCGGCUCCUGCUCGGGUUAGCUCGAUAGAUCCAUCGCAGGGAUUGAAUAUUUAUAAGGCGACAAAGGGACAAUAUGUUGUAAAGCCGACGGACGGUGCCUUCAACAAAGCAGAAGGCCCGUCGCGAGAAGAAAUUGAACGUGUUGAAAGAAUACGACAAGAAAUAAUGGGAAAAACAGCAUCCACUAGAGCUAGUUUAUCGGGAACAGGAACGAAUAGUCUUGGAAGUGGAACAAGGUACAGCUCAUCGCUUGCGAAACAUAUACAUCUGAAGGAGCGGAGAAAAUCUGCUGGCGAUGAAGACAUGUUCAAACAAUUGAACAUUUAUGUUAAAACUAGAACGGACUCCGGUAAGCAAUUGACAGAUAUGGAAAUUCUGGAACAAAUUCCGGUGAAAAAUUUGGACACUGGUGAAAAUUUCCCACUGUCCGCAGUUGAAGAGAAGUUACCACAGUGCAUCAAUCCUCUUUCGUUGCAUAUAAUGCGACUAACAAGCCAUAUUCCGGAAUCGGAUGAGGAAUCUGUUGGACCUCCACCUGGUUCAGAAGCUCCCCCAGGAUACGAGGAGGACCUAGAAAUCGAAGAAGAAGGAGGCCGGCUGAAGAAGAAAACGGCAAAAAUAAAACGAUUCUUCCGGUCAACGGCCAAAAAGACAGUAGAUAAAGCAAAAUCAAUCGCAUCGGAGGUAUCCCAUGCGAGGCACAAAGAAGACGUUGCUGAUAUUGAAGACGUGAUGAAUCCUGAGCAAAAUAUCAAAAUUAAGGCAUCCAGUACCAACAAAGGACCUUACGAAUUUGCAAAACUACAACAUGUACAGGACCUUUCCGGAGAGCACACGGGUGCUGUGUGGUGCAUGAAAUUCAGCUCAUGUGGUCGCCUCCUUGCAACUGCCGGUCAAGAUCGUGUUCUUAGAAUCUGGGUGCUAAAGGAUGCCUAUUCAUUCUUCCAGGAUAUGCGCACAAAAUACAACGCUGCUGAUCAGAAAUCCUCUCCUACACCGUCACAGGAAUCACUAGUCUCACACCACUCAGCGGAGGAAGCUAUCGCCUUGGCUAUGGCAGCUGAAAAAUCUCCCGGUCCUUUCAUGCCCAAAUCCUUCUGCACAUACUCCGGUCACACGUCCGACUUGUUGGACGUCUCUUGGUCUAAAAAUUACUUCAUCUUGUCCAGUUCGAUGGAUAAAACCGUACGGUUGUGGCAUAUUUCCCGUAAAGAAUGUCUUUGCUGUUUUCAACAUAUCGAUUUCGUGACGGCUAUAGCAUUUCACCCACGUGAUGAUCGUUACUUCCUUAGUGGCAGUUUGGAUGGCAAGCUCAGAUUGUGGAAUAUUCCUGACAAAAAGGUAGCUUUGUGGAACGAAGUGGAUGGACAGACAAAACUUAUUACGGCUGCGAAUUUCUGUCAAAAUGGGAAAUUUGCUGUUGUCGGAUCCUACGAUGGGCGGUGCUUGUUCUACAAUACUGAUCAGUUGAAAUAUCACACACAGAUACAUGUUCGCUCGACUAGGGGAAAGAAUGCCAUCGGUAGAAAGAUCAGUGGAAUAGAACCGAUGCCUGGUGAAGACAAAAUUCUUGUAACAUCAAACGACAGUCGAAUUCGCUUGUAUGACCUGAGGGAUCUGAACUUGAGUUGCAAAUACAAGGGUUAUUUAAAUGUAUCCUCGCAGAUCAAGGCGUCUUUCUCGCAUGACGGCAAGUAUAUCAUAUCCGGUUCGGAGAAUCAGAUGAUCUAUAUCUGGAAAACGCAUCAUGAUUAUGCUAAGCUAAGUUCGGUUCGACGCGAUCGUAGUGACUUUUGGGAGGGAAUCAAAGCCCACAAUGCUACAGUUACUUGUGCGAUAUUUGCCCCUCAUCCAGAGGCUAUCAUCAAACCGGAACCGGACGAUGCAAUCAGUGUGGACAAUAUCUCCAUUACUCACCCGGCCGAUCCACUGGUGGAACAACGGAAGAAGGGCUGUGGUGGAUACGUUCUGGUAAGUGCGGAUUUCAAUGGUUGUAUCAAGGUGUUUAUCAAUAAGACCAAGCCGAAGCAUAGCAGCUUACCUUACACAGCUAUUCUCGAUUAAUGGAUGCUAAUUCUAUGACUACUGGGGGAUAGUAUCCUUAACUUGUAGAGUAAAAUCAAACAAUAUUCGCUAAAUCACAGAACGGAGAACACUAAAGUCAAGAAAGCACAGAUGCACGGAUGAUGAUAUUAUGACAUAGGUUUUGCUAAAUUGUUUCGCUGAUUAUUAAUAGCGACUUGUUCGAGGUACACUCAACAACACCAAAUAACCUUAGGACUAGCUAGCUGGACGUAACACACGCUAUUACAAUUUGGGUAAAUAAAAUGAAUCAAAAUGGGAAGUGCAGUUACAGUGAAGAAGAGCGCGUUUUACGAAAAAAAAAAAAACAAUUUCUUAUUGUAAGAGUCCGUACUUUUCGUUGAAGGGUUUUGUGUUGUUCCUCAACCUGAUUUGUGUCUUGUUCAAUGUUGAAAUGUUGUAACGCAACGGAGAAAACAGCUUUUUGCGUAGAUCUUCCCCUGUUGUUAAUCUCGUAAACUUAGUGCGCACAUUUAUAAUUCUGUCUUUCCGUAUCUCCUGAAGUCCUCAAUAAUAUAGUUUCCACUUCCAAAGCCUGUGUAUCAAGCAAGGUGUAUUAUAGGUUCGUUUAAUUGUGAAGCUUAUGGUUUUGAUAUAGGUAGUUGUAUUUUUGGGAUAAUUAAGGAAGAUAACAAUGUCACUAACGAAGAAACCGAUGUGUCUGUCAUAACGUGAAGACGUAUAGAAUGCAUGAAUCAGAAAAGAGCAACCGUGUAAUAUUCAAAUUUACUGUUACAAACUGUGUAGAUCAUCAGACAACGUUUACCUAAUUUAUUAAUGUGUAUAUAUAUAUUGAAUCUAAAAAUUUGAUAUAUUG